Messenger RNA from Doryrhamphus excisus (bluestripe pipefish), 1028 nucleotides. RefSeq names its product growth arrest and DNA damage-inducible protein GADD45 gamma-like. Gene Ontology annotation, cellular component: cytoplasm; nucleus. Gene Ontology annotation, biological process: regulation of cell cycle. The record is from RefSeq and is a predicted model, not a curated record. NCBI's taxonomy places the organism in Eukaryota, Metazoa, Chordata, Actinopteri, Syngnathiformes, Syngnathidae.
AAGCUGGUAGAGUCCCUGAAAGCAGCACAAACUGCUUCAACAUCAAACCUACUGUAAGCCACAUACAAGCUCACCAUGCAGUCUGCUGGGAAAUCCCUAAAGGAAGCUUUGCUCUGCGCCCAAGGCGAGAACCGACUCACUGUUGGAGUCUAUGAGAGUGCCAAAAUCAUGACUGAAGAUCCAGACAGCGUGUCCUUCUGCGUGCUGGCCACAGAUGAGGAAUUUGAACGUGACAUUGCUCUGCAGAUCCACUUCACGCUCAUUCAGUCCUUCUGCUUUGAUAACGACAUCAGCAUCGUCAGAGUGAGUGACACGCAGCGUCUGGCUGAGAUUGUCGCUGACAAGUCGAUGCAGCUUGAAGACGCCCACUGUGUCCUCAUCACGAACCCAUCUGAUGGUUCUUGGGAGGAUCCGGCUCUGGAGAAGCUGCACCUAUUCUGCGAGGAAAGCCGGCGUCUGAACGACUGGGUCCCCGAAAUCAGCCUCCCCGGACGCUGAUGCGGGUUCCUCUCCGGUCUCAGAUGCUUGUCAAGCUUCUCAUCUGGAAAUACUCAUCCUGAUGGACAGGAUGAGCCUGUUUCUGCUCAUCCCUGGAUACUCCUGAGGAGGAUUCCCCAAUCCAGGCAGCACGGCGCCGGCCCGAGGGGGCCACCCGUGGAACCGUCGCCUCUUGUCCCGUCCAUGCCAAGAUGACUCUCAUUCUUUGUGUGAAUGAGGUCGGGUAUGCCUCAAGAGCGACACAUCGACCCUCAUUCUUUGUGCGGAUGAGGUUUGGAGAGGAAGGAGAAGCACGCGCAGCAGGAGAAGAAGCGGUGCUGAGGAAGAGGACUCGUCAAAAAAAGGACUUUUUAAUGAUGGCCUCUUGGCUGAGCAACAUGACAACAGUUGCAGUCAGCGGAAACGUUUCUCACUUUCCAGAAUUGUCUUAAUUCUCUAAAGGUUUCACUUUAGAAAUUUAACAUCGACAAAAUCAUGCUAAAAUGUUUUUAAAAAGAAGAAAACUAUGCCUUUUCUCUGAAGGUUUCACU